Molecule: messenger RNA, 906 nt
Organism: Uloborus diversus
Lineage: Eukaryota; Metazoa; Arthropoda; Arachnida; Araneae; Uloboridae
Product: piggyBac transposable element-derived protein 3-like
Exons: 2
Coding region: 1-906 (301 amino acids)
Source: RefSeq, a predicted model, not a curated record
AUGUUCAACGGUAAAAUAAAGAUUGAGGAAGCUUUUUCCUUGCAUGAAGAACCUGAACAAGAAAGAACUGAAAGCUCAGAUGUUUCCUCUUAUGGAAAUGAUAGUGAUGAUGAAGACUAUAUACCCGAUGAAGAAGAUGAUUUUUCAAUGAAUGAAGAAGAAAACGUAGAUGAUGUAAAUCAUGUACCAGAUCUGUCUGUGUCAUCAGCAUUCACUUGGGAGAAGAGAGAUGUUGUGAAAAGCAAUCCCCAUUUCAUUAGUAGAACUGGUCCCUCUGACGAAGUACUAGCCCUGAUGGAUCCAUCUCCUGUUGCAAUAUUUCUCCUACUGUUACGCAUGGAUUUUAUUGAAAGAAUAGUUUCUCAAACAAAUUUGUAUGCCACACAGAUGCAAAAGCCAUUCACCCCUCUGGAGCUAAAAGAAUUCCUUAGGUUCUUAGCUAUUAAUUUAUUGAUGGGAAUUAAGCGUCUCCCUAGCUAUAGAGACUACUGGUCAUCUGAUCCAGAUUUGAAUGAUCCAUUUAUUUCACGACAGCUGUCCGUCAAACGUUUCUCGUGGAUUUUAUCUCACCUACAUUUGAAUGAUAACAGUUUGCAACCGAAGAGAGGAGCACCUGGAUAUGACAAACUCUACAAAUUGCGGCCUCUGAUUUCAGAGCUCUCAGAAAAGUUCUUAUCUGCCCUUCACCCACAUGAAAAUCAAGUAAUUGGAGUGUCGGCUGCAAAGUUCAGGCCACGUUGCGGCUUGAAGCCAAAGAUUGACCAAACCGGCUACAAAAUUUGGUUGCGCUGUGACGAAAGCGGCUAUGCUUGUCAAUUUGACAUCUGCACUGGGAAAGCAGAAGAGCCGCCAGGAGAAAAUGUGGCUGAGAGAGUCGAGUUCGUCACUGAUUUCAUGGGUUCUUAA